AUGGACAUCCCUGAUCAGCCUCCUCCUCCUCCUCCUCACUCAUGCCGAAUCUGUCAACGGCUGGUCAUUGACUUUGGAGAGAAGGACGAUGCCUGGGUCGAGAGAACUCUCGCUCGUCGAUAUGACCCUCAUCCAAGUGAGAAGGCCCAGCGAGGCCGUGAGAAGUUUUGCGAGCUCAUGAGUUUGAGGGACCCAGCUAAGGGGCAUCCUCUACACAUUCGGCACGAUGAAAUCAUAUUUGACUUCUCGUUGGGAGAGGCUCACGAAGCCGCGAGUGAGGGGUGUCUGUUUCUACAGCGCUUGGUAGAACUCUUAAACCGCAAUCGUGAGGAUGACGAUUCGCUGCUGGCCUGCAUUGAUUCGCCCCUAGAACCAUUGAUCGCUUUCCAGGUCGUCCAAGGAAUAGAACGCUUGAAAGAGACAGCCGAACCAAUACAUCCGUUUGAAGCGAGAUUUCGUCCGAUCUUUAAAGAAUAUAAGAGGUUCGAUAUCGUCGCGCAUCCUGGUGAUUUCAGGCCAUUGCACAUUGCAGUGAUGCUGCUAAUUGCGCGUUAG
Messenger RNA from Cadophora gregata, 555 nucleotides. RefSeq lists its product as uncharacterized. The transcript has a single exon. The record is from RefSeq and is a predicted model, not a curated record. Lineage: Eukaryota; Fungi; Ascomycota; Leotiomycetes; Helotiales; Ploettnerulaceae. Bases 1 to 555 code for a protein of 184 amino acids.